AUGGCACAGCUCUACAAAGAUUUCUGUGUCAAAUACUUGAAUCUUCAUACGCUCACCAUAAGAUUGUCGUCAUCGAUGGAACUAGUCACAAUUGCUGAGGCAUUGAAGCUAAAGCAUGGAAUUGUAUAUCUAAAUCUUAGUCACAAUAAAUCCAUUAAAGAUCUAGAUGCAUGGAUUGCAUUUGGUUCCGCUCUGAAACUUCCAACUCAAACCAUUGCAAAGUUGGAUCUGUCACACAAUUAUUUGGGACCGGAAGGACUUUCCCCUAUCAUUUCCGAUGUCAUCAGAUCGAAUAAGAGCAUUCAAUGGCUCAAUCUCAGUCACAAUACACUCGACCAAGACGAAAACCAUUCGAUCCUCGGUGCUCUUCUCCACAACCAAACCAUAUCACAUCUAGACCUGUCGUCGAACGAAUAUCAGUUGUCCUCUGAUGUUUCUAAAUACCUUUGUAAAUAUAUCGAACAAUCACUCUCACUCGAAUCACUCAAUUUUAGUAAAAACAGUACACGAAAUCCACUGUGUGGACUCUCAAAAGCAAUCGCCACCAACACAACUCUCAAAUCAAUCGAUCUAAACUCUAUGAUCAUCUCCGACCAAGACUCUGAACAACUUAUAGAAUCGCUAUUCAAUAGCAAAACCAUCAGUUCAAUCAAUUUGGAUCAAUGUAUCCUAUCAUCUUCCAAUCAAAAUUGCUACGGCAAUAUCAUUUCUCAUAAUCUGGCGGUCCGAUACAACGAGUUGGAUCUAAUUGACGAAGCUAGUAAAUACAACAAAGCCAUGACACAAGAGGAGGAAAUGAAUAUGUUAAUUGACCAACUCUCCAACAAACAAGAGGAAAUCAGUAUGAAAUGUCUGGAUUUUACACCGCUUAGCUAUUUGAAUAUUGGUGGUAUCAAUUUCGGAAAGAUUGGAUUCCCAAAUUUUCUUGAUAUCCUCGCAAGAAAUCAAGACCUCACAAUUCUUGAUGUCAGUUCCAAUCAUCUCCAAGAGAGCAAUGGUGAUGAAAUUGCCAAUUUCAUCAGAUUAAAUGAAUCGAUUCAUACUUUAAAUAUAAGUGACAACGAUUUCUACGAAGCAACCGUUGCCAUUGGAGAAGCUCUCGCUGCCAACAAAUCCAUUACCAAUCUAAAUAUUUCAAACACCAAAUCUUCCAAUCUCAUUGGAAAAGUACUUGCCAAAACACUAUCAACCAAUCAUUGCAUAAAGAUUCUUGACAUCUCACACACCAAACUUGGUCACAGUGGUAUAUUAGAUUUUGCCAUAGGACUGAGCUCCAACUAUAUUACUUUGGAAAUCCUUUCAAUCAAUGAUUGUGAUCUACAAGACAAAGGUGCUAUUCAUAUAGGUGAGUCACUUCUCUCCAACGUUACACUGACUCAACUCUACAUGAACUCCAACUCCAUUGAAAAGGAGGGAGCCAAAGCGAUUGCAAAAUCAUUGAAACGAAACACCACCCUGAAAACCCUACAUCUUGGAAACAACCAAAUAGGAGUAAAAGGUAUUAAAUCUUUGGGAUCCGCUCUAAAAUCCAAUAGAACUUUGUUGGAUCUCUCUGUUAAGAGCAAUUCAAUCCAAGAGAAAGGAGGUGUCAACCUUGCAGAAUACCUAAAGUCGAAUAAUUCUCUUGAAUAUCUUAACCUUAGAGGAAACUAUCUUGGCAACAAAGCUGGUAAUGCACUCAUUAAACUGCUCGGUCAAAAUCAAUUCCUCAUAAACAUUGAUGUCUCACAUAAUCCAAUGGAUAAAGACCUAACGCAACGAAUUGCAUCCGCUCAAAAGAAGAACCAAUAUAUCACCUCUAUGAAUAUAAGCCAAACCGAGAUGGAAUCAAUCUCAAUCGAUAGUCCGAGAUUCAUGGCAUCGGGUGGCACCUCACUCUUCUCCUACACCACACAAAGCGAAGGAGAUAGAGUUAUUGUAGGAGGAGGAGGUGGAGCAGGAGGAGAGAGUAUACCACAUACCUGCACACUCCAAUCAUCGACAUCUUGCUACUCACUACCAACAACACAAUCGGGUGGACUUUCGGGAUUCGAAGUCAACUCCAUGGUAUCGUCUUGCUCUUCGAGCUCCAGUUCGACAUCCAGUUUAAGCUCGCUAGGAUCCGGUUCAAGUUCUGGCUCUGGCUCGAGUUUCGGAAGUGUUUCAUCACAUUCAUCUUCUGCCGGCGUACCCACCAAUAAAAAGAUUUCAAGAUUCGCCAGGAAAGAUGGAUCACUACCAAACCUAACACUUGGUCUAUCUUCAAUGAACAUACCACCAGCACCCCCAUCACCACUCUCUGGAAAUAGUAGUCCUAUUUCAUUCCCACCCACAGUUGAUACAUCGACACGUGCCAACUCAUCAUCGGCAGCACCAUCACCGACCGCCAUUAAAUCACACAGCAUGUUCUUUAUCAAGGAUAAUGGUAGUCCAUUUAUCUUUGAGAACACUCAUUAA
This is a messenger RNA of Heterostelium album PN500, 2436 nucleotides long. RefSeq lists its product as uncharacterized. Gene Ontology annotation, biological process: activation of GTPase activity; nucleocytoplasmic transport. Gene Ontology annotation, molecular function: small GTPase binding; GTPase activator activity. The coding region runs from base 1 to 2436 and encodes 811 amino acids. Gene Ontology annotation, cellular component: perinuclear region of cytoplasm; cytosol; nucleus. NCBI's taxonomy places the organism in Eukaryota, Evosea, Eumycetozoa, Acytosteliales, Acytosteliaceae. The transcript has a single exon. The record is from RefSeq and is a predicted model, not a curated record.